Messenger RNA from Hordeum vulgare subsp. vulgare (domesticated barley), 1494 nucleotides. Its product is annotated as E3 ubiquitin-protein ligase SINA-like 2. The record is from RefSeq and is a predicted model, not a curated record. Bases 221 to 1318 code for a protein of 365 amino acids. The transcript has 3 exons. Gene Ontology annotation, molecular function: zinc ion binding. NCBI's taxonomy places the organism in Eukaryota, Viridiplantae, Streptophyta, Magnoliopsida, Poales, Poaceae.
CCGUUCCGAUCCCCUCUCCUCUCGUCCCCCGACUCCGCGCCGCCGGCGAGGGUUUGGCUCGCGCCCGGCCACCCCCACGGCCGCCGCCGCUCCUCCUCUCCCCAAGCAGCGCUUACCCUCGGCGACGGGCGCGCGAGUGCCGAGCCCCCUGCCGCCGCCAGAUCCGCCGUCUUCGAGCUCAGCGACGUGCUCCGGCGCGCAACCCGCGGGGACGCCGGAGAUGAGCUACAGUGGGAGCGGCGGGGGGAAGCGCCUUCGCACGUCGCCGAGCGAGGCGGAGGGUAGCCCCAGGCGCCGUCGUGGGUCGCCGUCGGUCUACUCUCCGUCGCCGUCGCCCUACCGGUCACCCUCGCCGCUGCCGUCGCCGUCGACCUACAGGUCGCUCUCGCACUCGCCGUCGCCCUGCCGCUCGUGGUCGCACAGGCCGCCCAGCGACGACGACGCCGACGAUCUGAGCCGCAGCCGCGGGUCGGACGACCUCGACCGGCACGGGCGGAGGCCUGCCUGGAGGCCACACGCCCACAAGGAGCUGGGCGAGCAUGGGCGCACCGGCGAGUACAGCGUCCGGAUCGACGACUACGACCGCCUCUUCACCUGCAAGGCCUGCCGCCGCAUGCUCUCGCCGCCGGUCUACCAGUGCCCCUUCGCCCACGUCACUUGCUCGAGGUGCCACGAAGAAGUCGGGGACAACCGGUGCAGUUGCUGCGGCAGCGGCAAUGGUUAUGGGCGCAACCGCGUCGUCGAGGAGUUCCUAGGCCGCAUCCGCUUCUCCUGCCGCAACAAAGUGCACGACUGUGAGGCCUACCUUCCGCACCAUGAGAUGCGCGAGCAUGAGCAGACCUGCCGCCACGAGCCUAUCUUCUGCCCUGUCUCCCAAUGUGGCUUCGCCAGCCGGGCUGUCGCACUCACGACCCACCUCACUCUCCGCCACCACUGGGACACAAUCAGGUUUCACUAUGACGAGAACUUCCGGGCCUCUGCCCUCGCGUCGACCAUCUUCCAGAGCCGGGAUGAUGGUGAGCUGUUCUUCCUCGACAGCUUCAGCGAGGGCCGUGGCAUUGCUCUGUCCAUGAUCUGCAUCCGCCCUGAGAACGCUCGGGAGCAGGAGUUCGUGUAUGAGCUGAAGACGCCGGCAGGAAACAGUGGCAGACGGCCCUGGGUGCAGAUGCAGUCGACGGCACGGAACACAUCGCUGCGUCACGGGCUGGGAGAGAAGGAGAAGGUCUUCCUGCUGGUCCCGAAGGACCUGCCGGGCAUCGAGGAUGGCAGUGUGGAGGUGUGCAUCCGUAAGCUUGGCCACAAUUCUGACUCUGUAUAGGUUAGGCGACCUUGGUUGAUGGCGAUGCUCGCUAAAUUUUAUAGGAUUACUGCUAGUAGUAGAUUCCAGUUCAUUGCUGAAUGUUGAGGUAAUCUGAAUUUCAUAUUGGUGAAUGCAUUGUCUGUUGUGGAUUUUUGGAUUGUUGAGAUGGGGAACGUAAGCUCUGUUGACUGUCA